Messenger RNA from Cooperia oncophora, 348 nucleotides. Lineage: Eukaryota; Metazoa; Nematoda; Chromadorea; Rhabditida; Trichostrongylidae. The record is from the annotation of a GenBank genome assembly.
AUGGCACGUGCUAUGGGUGCUCAGGUAAUUGGUAUGGAUCGUGUUCAAAUACAUCCAACUGCAUUUGUCGACCCGGCUGAUCCUUCAGCUGGUACGAAAUUCCUUGCCGCUGAAGCGCUUCGUGGCAAAGGUGCUAUCCUUAUAAACUCGGAGGGUGUCCGAUUUGCCAAUGAACUUGGUAGACGAGACUAUUUGACCGACAGGAUUCUAAAGGACUGCAAACCUAUUGAAAAGUUCCAGGGAGGGUCAGCUGGUCUGUCAGCAGCAAUUAUGUUGAUGAACGAUGAGGCGGCAGAUUCAUUCGGAAGACCGGCGUUCAAUUUCUAUGCAAGCUUCAAGAAAUUCUUU